GCGAAUGAUGUUGAGCAGCAGGCAAGUGGUCUGUCCGCUCAUUACGUAAAAUUUGGUUGUACACCACUAACUGCAUGCAAGUGUAAAUCGAGACGCUCGUAUUUUUUGAGUUUUUUUCCCAGAAUCAGGUCGGGAUGUCGCAUCAACAAGUCACUUGGUGCAAGUGUAAUUCCCUGGUGCUCGCAUUUGUGACUCAAAUGUCGAAUCAUCGACGCGAAUGCUCUGUCAGGGGUUUACAGGUUGAAGAUGCUCGCAUUUGUAACUCAAAUGUCGAAUCAUCGACUCGAAUGCUCUGUCAGGCGUUUACAGGUUGAAGAUGUGUACAUUUUCCAUGCCAAUUCAAGUUCUGGUUCCGUGCAUUUGUUUCCAUAAUAAUACUCAGUAUUCCUUGUACUUGUCAGCUGUCAGAUGCCGGACCCAUGUCCGACUUACACGCGCAGGCCGUUGCUGGGAGUUCGAACUCAUCCGGUGGUGAGUUGCAGGGUCCCCAGACUGACAUUGCCGGUUUGGAGGGAUGCUGUGGGUUUGUGCCGAUCCCAUCACUCGGGUAGCAUCGACGUCAUGACCGUUGGUGCAAACUCGCGUAAUGCUGCAGUGUUUGAAACGACACACAUGCGCAGACCGUUGCAGUGAGUUCGAACCGAUUCGUCGGCGGCAAGUUGGAAGGUCUCCAGAGUGAUAUUGUGGGUUUGGACGAAUGCUGUGGGUUUGAACUGAUCCCCUCACUCGGGUAGCGUGGAGGUCGUGAGCCCUUGUGCAAAUUCAUGUAAGUCUAUUCUGUGGAGAAUGCACGCUUGUGUGCUCCUUUGAGGAGGGUGGACCAGGUAGAUCUUGUAACUGGUCCUUGUUCCUCAUACUGCUGCAAUGUAAGGCCGGCGUGUUGUCCUCCCUGAAGCUGUUGAUGAAGCAGCUGCUGGUUGAUGGAUGUGUUGACUGGUUAAUUGGGCUGGUUGAGUUAAUCUGUGGUAUCUGUCAGGGGUUUUUUUGUAGGGCGGGUUGCGGUUCUUCGACGAGCCCCUUGCCGUGCAUGCAUGGGGCAUGUAGUUGCUCUGCGGUGGAGGGUUGCGGUUCGACGACGAGCCCCUUGCCGUGCAUGGAUGGGGCAUGAAGUUGCUCUGCGGUGGUUGACAAAGCAUGCGGCUAUUGGCUAUGGGCAUGCUGUUUGUUGGCUAUUGGCUAUGGGGUUGCUCGGUUCAUGGAUUGGUUUGAUCAACUCAAUUGACCAGCCUUCUGGUGAAGGAAUGAAAUAUGAUAUAUGUUGUAUAGUGUAAGAGGACGAUGGGUUCCGGCAUGACUUGGCUCGGUUCGUGGAUUGUUAUGUGAUACCAUCGGAGGUCUAUUGGCAUGCUGUUUGUUGGCGAUAUGAUGAAAAUAGUCGUUUGAUUGACAUGCUGUCUAUUGGAUAUGGUGAAGGGGAUAGUAGAAACAUGAUAAUAGUCGAUUGAGACAGCGACGGGCAGGUGCCCUCUGAUAGGAUUUUCUCUGUUCGUUUUUCUUUUUUUUUCUUUUUUUUCUUUUUUUUUCUCCCCACGUCUUUAGCUUGCACUAUUUAAAUUGUUUAAUUUGUUUUGUUUGCAUCUUUUCAGUGUACCCAGGGUGGGCAUGAGGGUUGGUUGCGUAGAUUCCAGGCGUUUUGUUAUCGUAUAUGCAUUGUGCAAUGUGCAUGUGGUCACGAUUGAAAUGGAGUGAUGAAUCUGGUCUCGAAAACAGUAAGAGGUAUGUACACAUUUAUUCAGUGGGUUUCAUUUAUUUUGUAGGUUGGAAAGAUGCAUGGAUGGCUGGCCGGAAAUUAAACAAAUUGUUUCGAGUUUG
Chara braunii is the source of this 1812-nucleotide messenger RNA. The record is from the annotation of a GenBank genome assembly. NCBI's taxonomy places the organism in Eukaryota, Viridiplantae, Streptophyta, Charophyceae, Charales, Characeae.